AUGACAGGUGUGGCAUGUGAGCGUGAGAGCAGCUUGAAACAUGUGUCAGAGGGCCAAUGCCUGAGACUCGAGAGGUCAUACCAAACACCAGCUCAUGUGCAGCCACAGCACAAGUCUUGGUUACAGAAUUUGAGGAGACUGCUCCCUUUGAAAGACUGGUACAGUUUUGGUACAGCGGGUGUAGUGUGGUCUGUUAGCCAGGUGGAGGCGCCGCUGCACCCCUCUGUAUUACCGGUGGGUGUGUGCUGGAGGGUUCUGCAGGUGUGUAUGCUGUGGUUGGUCCUGGGAGGUUGUGUUCAUGCCCUGAGGCACUGCCUGCGGCUAGGACAGAGGAAGGGCAACCCAACACUGAUGUCACAGCAGGAAGUUGUAGUUGAAAACAGGCAAAAUCUGCAUGCAUGGGCAUCUCAGUCAAGGAGCCCAGGUCACAAUGUUCCUCUGGCUCUUGCUUUGGCUGAUUCCUUGCUGAUGUGUGUACUCCAGGAGCCCCUGCCAGACCCCAGUGUGCCCCACAUUCAGGCUCUCCUCUCCAGGCUGGAGUCAGUGUCUCACACACUUGAAAAGGCUGAUAUUGGGUCAGAGGUGACACGGGAGGAGGUGAACCGAGAUUCUGUACUGAAAGAUAAAGUAAUGCUCAUCCGCACCUUCCUGCAGCAAAGGAUGAGCUCACUAAGUAGACUCGUCCAGGUGCAGGGGAAUUUUGAGGCCAGUGUAAAGGAUAUACUCAAGGGCCUAGAUGGCCUCUGGGCUCAGCUGGAGGAGCUGCAUGCUGGGGUCACUCUCACCAAAGAGGGGAGUGGUGGCCACAGAGAUCUGGCCUUGGCCCAGACAGACGCAGAGACUUUGUUCACAGUCCUGGGCCACCACAAAAACAGACUUCAGCACUGCCAGGCUCAUCUGACAGACAGCACACAACUUCUGCAGGAGUUAACGUGGAGUCACACUCAUAUAAGCAACAGUGUACGCAGCAGCAGCAGCAGCAAUGAGUCAGUUUGGCCAGAGAUGUUGCUUCAGUCCAACAUUGAGCAGUUUGACAAGGUGCAGGAGAGUUUCCUGUCCCUGGAACAACAGACCUCUACGUUCCAAGCCCACCUGGAGGGACUUGGAAAAGGGAAUCAGGACGGACAUGCAUGGCCCCUCACUCAUGCUAACGGGGCCUCUUCAUGCCCGGUCUCUCCACAGACUUCCCCAAAUCGCCACAGUGGACAUCAAAGUGAUGUUUCACCGAAACACCGCAAUUCGAUUUCUUCAUCCACGUCCGUUUCCUCAGUGGAUGCAGACACAGACACAGACCAUCGUCUCUCUUUGUGUGAGAGGUCAGCACUACAGUUUUCCUCCACUAUCGGGCGCUUGCCAGACAGACAGAGUGACCACGAUGACUUGAGCCCUUCAAAGCAGGGAUUUCAGGUUGAGGGCAGAUGGGGGGAGAGGAAGGUAGAAGGGGGCAGUGAAGGUCAACGCCGGAAGCGUUUCUGUUAUUACUAA
Molecule: messenger RNA, 1485 nt
Organism: Scomber japonicus (chub mackerel)
Lineage: Eukaryota; Metazoa; Chordata; Actinopteri; Scombriformes; Scombridae
Exons: 10
Coding region: 1-1485 (494 amino acids)
Source: RefSeq, a predicted model, not a curated record